AGAGCGGGACUCAUGCUCGAGUUUCCAUAGCAACCGAGCUGCGGCCUACGUGGAAGAGAUGAGCCUGGGCCUCACGUUUGCUCGUUUCGGGAGGUCAGCGACCGCUCGGCUGCUGCGGGCGGCGGCCUCUGGAUGGCCGCGCCCGGUUUUCCAUGCCGGUGCUGGUCGCGAAGGCGGGCGGUUCGCGGUGCAGUGCAGAGGUCUCCGGACCGGCCGGGGACAGCGGGCCACCGUGGGCGCAACCCAGGCCUCUGCCACACACUAUCAGUUGAUCUACACCUGCAAAGUGUGCAAUGCAAGAUCAGCAAAGAGGAUUUCCAAGCUUGCUUAUCACAAUGGAGUGGUUAUUGUAAAGUGUUCUGGGUGCAACAAUCAUCAUAUUAUAGCAGACAAUUUGGGAUGGUUUUCAGACCUAGAAGGAAAAAAGAAUAUUGAAGAAAUAUUGGCUGCAAGAGGCGAAAAGGUUCAUCGAGUGAUUGGUGAUGGCUCUCUGGAAAUUAUGACAGAUGUUAAAAGUGAUAAACCUGGAGAUUCAGCUGAGGGAGACAUUUCUAAGGGCCACCUGAGCUCUGGAGAUCAACCUAAAUCCUGAUACUGUUGCCAGCAUAGAACGUUUUGGUGAAGGAGAUCAUCACUGGGGUCCCUGGAAUUACCUCUUUAUUUGAGUUCAGCUGAUCUGAGGAAAAUUCCACAAAGUAUGACAUUGUCCACCAAUAAGCUUAAACGACUGCAGAUGACACAUUAAGCCUGUAGUCUAUAUAAUCUGCAGUAGCAAGAGGUUCAAGAAAGGAUGAGGGUAGCAGGUGCAUGAAAAUACCAAAUUGUAGUUCGCCUCCACAAGUCAUGCAGUAUCCUUACUGGAAAUAUCCUGCCAAUACUUCAUCAUUGUGGAGCAGCUACAUCUCACAGACAGCAGCACUGGACAACUCACCACCUUUGCCAGGUCCAUUAGAGAUGUGUCCAUGUGUGCACGUCUGUAAAUAGUUUGAACAAAGCUUUGGAGCCAGCAGACCUCAACGAUGUCUAAGAAGAAUUAUGAAGUAAAAUAUGCAAGCCAAAGAUAUGUAUUUUUCUAAGUGUAUUGAAUUGUUCCUUCAGAAAUAAAGACAGCCUUUAGAGAAGCUCAUUCACAGGAAGAGUAGCAGAUUCGCUUGUUCAAUAUUGUCUGACAUUGCUCUGAAAAAGGAAGAAAUUAAGAUAGAACAGUUCAGUUCUAAACUGAAUUUUAGAAGUUUAUCUGAAAUGAAAAAAAAGAUUGCCAGUUUGCAUCGCCAUAAUUUUCAGGCAAAUUGUAAAUGAAGAUUGUAAGUCUCGACUGUUUUUUGUCAUUCGUGUCUGCUUGUCUAUGGAUAGAGUUUGUAAUUACAAAAUCUGUCAAUACUUUGUAGAAUUAUAAUAAAAUAGCAUAAAAUACAACCUAA
Messenger RNA from Leucoraja erinaceus (little skate), 1421 nucleotides. RefSeq names its product DNL-type zinc finger (gene dnlz). The record is from RefSeq and is a predicted model, not a curated record. Gene Ontology annotation, cellular component: mitochondrion. Bases 59 to 592 code for a protein of 177 amino acids. Gene Ontology annotation, molecular function: zinc ion binding; protein-folding chaperone binding. Gene Ontology annotation, biological process: protein import into mitochondrial matrix; protein folding; protein stabilization. NCBI's taxonomy places the organism in Eukaryota, Metazoa, Chordata, Chondrichthyes, Rajiformes, Rajidae. The transcript is spliced from 3 exons.